AUGGCUAAAAAAUACCAAGGAAAAGCUAUUGGAAUAGACCUCGGAACAACGAAUUCAUGUGUUGCUGUGUGGCUAGAUGAACACAACAGAGUUGAGAUUAUUCACAAUGAUCAAGGCAGCAAAACAACACCUUCUUUUGUUGCUUUCACCGAUUAUCAAAGGUUGAUUGGUGAUGCUGCUAAGAAUCAAACUGCGUCCAACCCCCAAAACACUGUCUUUGAUGCUAAGAGGUUAAUUGGUAGGAAGUUUAGUGAUUCUGUUGUUCAAAAUGAUAUGAUGGUGUGGCCAUUCAAGGUUGUUUCCGGAGUUGAUGACAAACCGAUGAUAUCUGUUAAGUACAAGGGACAAGAGAAACACCUAUGUGCCGAAGAAAUUUCAUCUAUGAUUCUAACAAGGAUGCGCGAGAUUGCAGAGACUUUUUUGGAAUCACCUGUCACAAAUGCAGUUAUUACUGUGCCUGCUUAUUUCAAUGAUUAUCAGCGGAAAGCCACCAUAGAUGCCGGUGCCAUUGCUGGUCUUAAUGUUAUGAAGAUAAUCAACGAACCCACUGCGGCAGCUAUUGCAUAUGGACUGGACAAAAGAAUUAACUGUGUGGGAAGAAAACGAAAUAUUUUCAUCUUUGACCUGGGUGGUGGGACUUUUGAUGUGUCUAUCGUUACGAUUAAGGAUGAAGUGAUUCAUUCGAAAAAAACAAUUAAGGAUACAGUCUUGGAUUUAUUAAAAAAUAAAAAGGAUAAGGUCAUCCAAGUGAAGGCCACCGCCGGAAACACUCACCUCGGGGGAGAGGACUUUGACAGUAGGAUGGUGAACUACUUUGCAAGGGAGUUUAAGAAGAAGACUAAUGUGGACAUUACCAGAAACCCAAGAGCUUUAAGGAGGUUGAGAAGAGAGUGCGAGAGAGCAAAAAGGACACUAUCUUUUGCUCUUGUCGCCAACAUUGAGAUAGAUUCUUUAUUUGAGGACAUUGAUUUCUUUUCAUCAAUCACUCGUUCUAUGUUUGAGGAAAUCAAUAUGGAUCUUUUCAACGAGUGCUUGAAAAUUGUCGAGACUUGUCUCAUUGAUGCCAAGAUGGACAAGAGUGAUAUACAUCAUGUUGUUCUUGUUGGCGGCUCCUCUAGAAUUCCAAAACUACAACAACUCCUCCAGGAAUUUUUUGCAGGGAAGGAUCUGUGUAAGAGCAUUAACCCCGAUGAAGCUGUUGCUUAUGGUGCAGCUGUGCAGGCUGCUUUGUUGAGCGGAGGCUUUAAAAAUGUACCAAACUUGGUUAUACAAGACGUUACACCUUUGUCUCUCGGUAUCUCUCUUAAAGGUCAUAUCAUGGGUGUUGCAAUUCCUAGGAACACUAGCAUUCCCAUAAAAAUAACAAAACGUUGUGAGACAGUUUAUGAUAACCUAGAUGCUGUUGGUAUUGAGGUUUAUGAGGGUGAGAGAGCAAGAGCAAGUGACAACAAUCUGCUUGGUUCUUUUGUUCUUUCCGGCCUCCCACGUGCUCCUCGAGGUCACCCUAUAGAUGUAUGCUUUGACAUUGAUGAAAAUGGUAUCUUAACUGUUUCUGCUUAUGUAAAAUCAACUGGCAGUAAAAACAAGAUUACAAUAACUAAUAACAAAGAAAGAUUGUCAUCAUCUCAAGAAAUUAAAGAAAAGAUCAGAGAAGCUGAAAAGUACCGCGUUGAAGAUGAGAAAUUUCUAAGGAGGGCCAAGCUAAUGAAUAAAUUAGAUGACUGCGUUUACAAGUUGAGGAAUGCUCUCUCUUCUCAAAAAGACGAUAAGAUUGCCUCUGCAAUUAAGAAGGUCACAAAUUUGCUUGGCGGUAAGCAGCAGAGUGAAAUACAUGUUCUUGAAAAUCAUCUGAAGGAGCUCGAGAGUAUAGUACAACAAAUUAUAAGAAAAUCUGUCUAG
Molecule: messenger RNA, 1899 nt
Organism: Trifolium pratense (red clover)
Lineage: Eukaryota; Viridiplantae; Streptophyta; Magnoliopsida; Fabales; Fabaceae
Product: heat shock 70 kDa protein 4-like
Exons: 2
Coding region: 1-1899 (632 amino acids)
Biological process (GO): protein refolding; cellular response to unfolded protein
Cellular component (GO): cytoplasm
Molecular function (GO): misfolded protein binding; ATP hydrolysis activity; ATP-dependent protein folding chaperone
Source: RefSeq, a predicted model, not a curated record